AUGCCAUUGCGAGACAGAAAAUUGGAAGGGUCCUUAUUCUUCUCUGCGCAGAUCGGAUGCGCAGUACGAUCUAACCAAUUGACAGCCAGUGGACAAGACAGAAUACCAAAGGAGAUCGAUUUAUGUUUAAUCCAGUCCAUGGGCAUACUCUGUCGUCGUGAUCAUCGUGCAGAAGAGGAUGCCACAGCAGUUCGUUUUUUCAAAGAGGCCGGUGGGAUUUUAAUUGCUACAACCAAUAUUCCCGAACUCCUUUUAUGGACCGAAUCGAGGAAUAAUGUAUAUGGACAGACAAAUAAUCCUUACAAUACCACUAGGACGGUCGGUGGUAGCAGCGGGGGAGAUGCGGCCAUAGUAGCAGCGAGUGGUGCUCCAUUAGCCGUUACUAGUGAUAUAGGAGGCUCCACAAGAAUGCCCGCAUUCUUUAAUGGAUUGUUUGGCCACAAACCCAGUGAAGGAUUGACUCCAAUAGCUGGAAUCGGAUUACGCGAGAAAGAUUAUCCAGACACAAUGUGUACAGUUGGACCAAUUUGCAGAAAGGCUGAAGAUCUAGCACCAUUUUUGAAGGCAGUAAUCGGUCCUAACGUGACUAAAUUAAAACUGGAUGAGCCGGUGAAUUUAAAAACUCUGAAAGUAUUUUACCAAGAGAGCUCUGGUGAUUUGAGAGCAAGCAAAAUAAACAGCACCAUGCGAGUUACAUUAAUGAAAGCAGUGCAACAUUUUAGAGAACUGACAGGUUCUGCAACAAAGAUUAAAAUACCAGGUUCUCAAUAUAGUUUCAAACUGUGGAGAUAUUGUAUGUACGGCGAGGAGAUUAAUUUCAAGUUGAACAUAACGAAUCGAAAGUAUGUCGCCAGCGCGAGUGGAGAAAUUUACAAUUUACUCACUGGAAAUUCACAGUUAACGUUGGCUGCUAUCAUGAAAUUAAUGGAUGAAGAUUUCUUACCACGGGAAAACGCCGAAUGGACAAAAAAUGCCAUUACAAAAGCGAAAAAAUUCUUGGCGGAGAAAUUGAGUAACAAUGGGGUAUUGUUUUAUCCUUCGGCACCCUUUCCCGCCAGUUAUCAUUAUUCUGCAUUUCUGAGACCCUUUAACUUUGGCUAUUGGUGUCUGUUCAAUGUUUUGCGGUUUCCAACUUGCCAAGUACCACUGGGCUUGGAUGAACAGGGCUUGCCAGUUGGUAUUCAGGUGGUAGCAGCUCCAUACAAUGAUCAUCUAUGCUUUGCGGUGGCUAAAGAACUUGAAACGACAUUCGGUGGUUGGGUUCCACCAUCAUGAAUCACGUGCAAGGUAUACGUUUUUUUAAAGAGAUUUAUGUUAACUCAUAUAUAUUCGGUUACCGACGUUCACAAAGAGCAUUUACAAGAUAAUAUGUAAUAGAUAAUAGUUGUGGCUGUGGGAAUAUCUAGAAAUGCUAUUACAAAUGUCUAUGUUGGCAUAUGUUUCUUAUUAAUAUAUGAAUAAUUCAUAAAUUAUGUAAUAUUGGAUUAUUCAGAAAGUUCAUGCAGUUUUUCAACAGAUGACAUUAAAAUAUGUAUAUCUAUGUCAUGCGUAUGUACUUGUAACAUAUGUACAUACUCUGAAAAGUGACAUUUCGAUGCGUCUUUCAAACAUAAACAUAAUUAAAUUGAUCCAGUUUUGCUCGUCCUAUAGCCAUUUGAAAAUGGAAGAAAAUAAGAUGCAUUUUCGAUAUAUUAUGUUUUUUUACUUCAAGAAAGACAAGAACGCCAUUCAGAUAACAAAAAAGAUUUGUGCCGUUUACGGAGGUCAUAGCUGAAAGAACUCUUUAAAAGUGGUUAGCUUGCUUUAAACGUAGUGAUUUUAGCAUCGGAAACCAAGAACGCUCAGAUAAACCUUCGGUGAUCCAAUUUCAGCAUUAAUUGAAAAUAAUCAACGCUACACUACGAGAUAUAACGGAUAUAUUCCAUAUAUAUAUCUAAUUCAAUCGUUGCACAGCAAUUGGAAGCACUUGUCUUUGUGAAUCGCCAUGAUAUUUGAAUUCCUCACGUUUGACCGAUAAAAAUUUAAUAAAAAUCGCAUUUCCAUCUGUGAUUCGCUCUUUAAACACAACGAAAACAAAUAAUUUUUUAAACAGAUGAUUAUGGUGAAAAAUGGAGCGUAUAUAAUAACGUAGAGCGCAAAUAAGAUGAAGCACCAUUAACCAAGGCUGGUCUGCAUCCUAAAAAGAUCAUGUGGUAUAUUUAGUAGGAUUGGAAAGGCGUUAUUUAUUUUGAGCUUCUUUCACAAAGCUUAAUUUAGACAAACUGUGUCAAUUAGAUUAUUUGAAGACAGCGAUCGAUGAAAAGCAUCUCGAAUUGGUCAAUCGAAAAGAUGUUAUCUUUCACCAGGAUAAUGCCAGACCUCGCGACCCGACAGAAAUUGAUAUAAUUUAGCUGAGAUGUUCUAUCGCAUUUGCUAUAUAUUCAUCGACUUAGCACCCUGUGAUUACCACUUAUUUCGGAAACUACCUAUAAAAUUUCGUGACUGGUAAAAACUUUAUAUCUUUGCAAAAAUCACGUUUUAUGGUUCAUCGUUCAUUCAAUUACAAAAAUGACGACUUUUGAAAAUCCGGAAUCCUGAAACUUCCUCAAAGAUGGCAAAUGGUAAUCGAACAGAAUGACAAAUAUGUGAUUGAUUAAAUGUAUGUAUGAAUGUAUAAAAAAUGUCUGAAUUUUAAUUAAAAAUCCGCACGAACUUCCUGAACGAUUCAAUACAUUAAUUUUGAAUAUAUAAUUCAUUUGUGAUCUUAAUCCUCCAUCGGCAAUCUGGGUCUUUUAUGACAAUUUUUCGAUUAUAAAUUUUAAGAAAAUGAAUAGAUGGUGAGGUUCGGUAUCUCGCCCUAAAAAAACUUUCUGUUACGGUAAAAACUUGUUAAAGGUUUCACAAGUGUAUAUGAAUUUUUUCAGAUUUUUAUUUAACUGAAUAAAAGAAAAAUCUGCUGCGGAUUUUAAAGACCCAUUCGUGAAAAAAAAUUAACUAUAGAUGACACUGAAAUCAUAGAAAAUGGUCGCUCUGAGGAGAAAGCAUAUUUUUUUAUUUUUUAUUUUUGUUUAGCUUUAGGCAUCUUUAUUCUUUAGUUUCCAUUGAGAAACUAUACUAUAAAUAUCGCUAAUAAUUUUCGUUUUUUUGCAUUUUCGUGUAUUUUUACUGUGUUAAUUUUGAAUAUUAUUAUUAUAUUAUAUAUUAUAUUAGAUCAUUAUUAUAUAUGUAUUAUUCUUCUUAAAGUGAUUUGUCUACAUUCCUUCAAAAGAAACUCCUUUAAGUGCCACUCGCAAAUUUUGACAACCUAGAUUGAAAAUUUCACACUCGAUGGAAGAUUAAUUAUCUAAACAUAUACACAUACAUAUACAUGCAUACAUAAAAUUUAGUAUAUUAUCUUAUUAUUUUAUGUACAUGCAUCAAGCAAUACGUACUACUUAAAUUACACAUAUGCAUUGAUUGCAUAAACUAUCUUGUAUUAACUAAAUAGACAUUACUGACAUUAGUAUCUAAUAAGUUCAAGAAAUUGUAAAAAAACAAAAUAAUUUUUUCAAUAAAAGAUUUUCAUCGAAA
This is a messenger RNA of Wasmannia auropunctata (little fire ant), 3549 nucleotides long. RefSeq names its product fatty-acid amide hydrolase 2. The record is from RefSeq and is a predicted model, not a curated record. NCBI's taxonomy places the organism in Eukaryota, Metazoa, Arthropoda, Insecta, Hymenoptera, Formicidae. Bases 1 to 1275 code for a protein of 424 amino acids. The transcript is spliced from 8 exons.